This is a messenger RNA of Symsagittifera roscoffensis, 1167 nucleotides long. RefSeq lists its product as uncharacterized. The record is from RefSeq and is a predicted model, not a curated record. The coding region runs from base 12 to 1109 and encodes 365 amino acids. The transcript has 5 exons. Lineage: Eukaryota; Metazoa; Xenacoelomorpha; Acoela; Convolutidae.
UCUUCAUCGGCAUGUUCGUGCUAUGCUCCUUUAUCACUCUGGGGUUUCUGGUCAUGACUUAUUCACGCAUCAGCAGAGCCAGAAGUUUGCUGCCACAGAGAAUGAAAAUGGUCGACACUGUCAAGGCGACUUGUACUUUGGACCGGUUCUCCAAAUCAGUGAUGACCUCCCUAAUCAUCUUCGUCCAGUCCUUCUUCUGUUCCACCCCUCUGGCCGUGUACAGAGUAUUCGCUGGCAGACACAUCAUAGAGAACAGAUACUUCUACUCUCUCUGUCUUGUACAGCUGUUCUUCAUGCAGGCUGCCAUUUUCCCAGUAUUGGUUGCAUACAGAAGUCGUGCAUUCCGAAUGGGCUUCCGACAGCUAUUCUGUGCGGUGGUCAGCACCCCUCUCAAUAACGACGCCAUUCUAGAGGAACUCUACGAUUCUUCGCCGCGACUUAUACCCUACAGCAAAGGAGGAAUGAUGGGAGACGCCGCCGUUAAAAACGUCUCCAACCCCCCUCGAAAGGAGACAGAUUCGCGUCCGGGAGAGGAAUCAACAACAACAACACCGCAGCAGCAGCAAAAUGGGCAUUGUUUAUCAUUCGAUCGAGGGGACGUAGGCGGGCUAGAGACGGGGCAAAUUGGCGGUGGUGGUGGUAGAAAGACUCCCUUGCAUCCGCCACCGCACAAAAACAGCAACAGCACUGUCGGACUGCGGGAUACACAGAUCAAAAGAAACCCCGAAAUGGAUCACUUCAAAUCAAACAUCAACCUCCGACGAACCGACAUCCUCAGCGACGACGACGAGGAAGACGAAGGAGUCGGCUCAGGAAUCGGCACGAGUUACUCAGACGAGAAAGUAUUCGUUGAAAUAACCGAAAACGAAGUCAAAAUCCAUCAUCACACUCGGCGACUUAGCGGGGACCGCCUGGCGGGUGAUAACGUCAGUAGCGCCACGUCCAUAACUCGCAAUUCAGUCAACAAUUGUAGUCCAGACAGCGGAGCGAGUGGGAGAGCUACCAGUCCUCAUGAUUACACCGCAGGAGCUCAUAAUUCUAGCAUGAAAGAUGAUAGCAGCAUAUCUAGAACCCUUUCGGACAUUCAUUCAAAAGAAACUUAUAUUUGACGCUACAACUUCACUUUUAUACUCGAUGUAAUUGUAGUACAUGAAUACAAACGUCAAU